Molecule: messenger RNA, 2663 nt
Organism: Pyrus x bretschneideri (Chinese white pear)
Lineage: Eukaryota; Viridiplantae; Streptophyta; Magnoliopsida; Rosales; Rosaceae
Product: ABC transporter G family member 3
Exons: 13
Coding region: 358-2529 (723 amino acids)
Cellular component (GO): membrane
Molecular function (GO): ATP hydrolysis activity; ABC-type transporter activity; ATP binding
Source: RefSeq, a predicted model, not a curated record
CAAAGCAUACGUAAACCGGAAUAAUAAGCGGGUCAAAUAAUCCGCUGAUUUAAUUAAUUUCCUCCCUCUUUCUCACUGCUACAGUCAAAGCCUUCGCUCUCUCUCUCUCUCUCUCCUCUGAGCUUACUCAGAUCCAGGUAAGGGUUAAGCUGCAGAAACAGCUCCUUGUGAUCUCAGUUUAGUUGGUGAGGAAACUGAAGAAAGAAGGAAACACGUUGUAGUUUUAAGUUUGAUUUCAAAGUUCGAACUUUGACGCGACUUGAAUUGUCUCGUCAAUGUGUAUGUAGUAAUUCAAGUUUGUUGCUGAUCGUACGUUGUUGUAGAAUGGCUUGAAGUUUUGUAAUCUGGAAGAAGAUAAUGGAAGAAAUACAAUCACAAUCGGAUAAUUAUAGGUCUUCCUCGUCUUCAGCAAGUAGUCCAGCAAGUCGGGUACCCUCAAGUAACUUUUUCUACUUGCGCAAACCUGGCUCACUCAGACAACCCAUCUCAUUUGAAGAUUCACCUGAAUGGGAGGAUACAGAUAUUGAUGUUAGGGUGGAGGAAGGAGGUGACUCCAUCAACAUUGCAACCACUCCAGUCUCCGCAUCUCUUUCGAAGCUUAAUAGUGGGUCCUUGCCAUCCCCACCAUUACCAGAGGGUGCAAAUGUAGUAAGAAAGAUUGCAGGGGCUUCACUUGUGUGGAAAGAUUUGACAGUUACAAUUAAGGGGAAAAGAAAGUACUCUGAGAAGGUUAUGAAGAGUUCAAAUGGUUAUGCUUUGCCUGGAACUAUAACAGUAAUUAUGGGUCCUGCUAAGUCGGGGAAGUCGACGCUACUAAGGGCUCUUGCAGGAAGAUUGCCUCACUCAGCCAGAAUGUAUGGUGAGGUUUUUGUGAAUGGCUCAAAGUCACCCAUGCCGUAUGGUUCAUACGGUUUUGUUGAGAGGGAAAUCACUCUAAUUGGAUCCCUCACUGUUCGGGAGUUUCUGUAUUACUCCGCUCUGCUUCAGCUUCCUGGUUUCUUUUGUCAGAAAAAGAGCGUAGUAGAGGAUGCCAUCCAUGCCAUGUCACUGGGUGAUUGUGCAAACAAAUUGAUAGGCGGUUACUGUAAUAUGAAGGGCCUUCCAAAUGGCGAUAGAAGGCGUGUUAGCAUCGCACGAGAGCUUGUGAUGAGGCCACAUAUUUUAUUCAUAGAUGAGCCUCUUUACCAUCUUGAUAGUGUGUCUGCACUUCUGAUGAUGGUAACGCUGAAGAAACUUGCAAGUACGGGUUGCACUGUUGUAUUUACCAUUUACCAAAGCAGCACAGAAGUAUUCGGCCUUUUUGAUCGGAUAUGUCUUCUUUCAAAUGGAAAUACCUUGUUUUUUGGGGAAACCUUGGCUUGUUUGCAGCACUUCUCAAACGCUGGAUUUCCUUGUCCGAUUAUGCAAAGUCCGUCAGAUCACUUUUUACGGGCAAUAAAUACAGAUUUCGACAAGAUCAUUGCAAUGUGCAAAAAUUGGCAGGAUGAUAACGGAGAUUUUUCAUCAGUGAACAUGGAUACUGCUGUGGCAAUACGCACCCUCGAAGCAACUUAUAAAUCAUCAGCAGAUGCUGCUGCAGUUGAAACUAUGAUACUGAGACUCACAGAUAAGGAAGGUCCAGUACUCAAAAGCAAGGGAAAGGCUGGAGCUGCUACACGGGUAGCAGUUUUAACUUGGAGAUCAUUAUUAAUAAUGUCAAGGGAUUGGAAAUACUACUGGCUUCGUCUUAUUCUUUAUAUGAUUUUUACACUCUCCGUUGGUACAGUAUUUUCUGGCUCGGGGCAUUCGUUGUCUUCAGUUGCGACAAAAGUUGCAGCAAUAUUUGUAUUUGUUUCGUUUACCGCACUACUAAGCAUUUCUGGAGUACCUGCAGUUAUAAAAGAAAUCAAGAUAUAUGCCAGUGAAGAAUUGAACCACCAUUUGGGGACACUAGUCUUUUUAUUUGGACAGCUUCUCUCUAGCAUCCCGUUCCUGUUUCUCAUCUCCAUCCCAUCAAGUGUCGUCUUUUAUUUCCUUAUAGGACUGCGAGAUGAGUUCAGCUUGUUGAUGUACUUCAUGCUGAAUUUCUUCAUGUGCCUCUUAGUAAAUGAUGGGAUAAUGCUGGUGGUGGUUUCUUUAUGGCAAGAUGUUUUCUGGAGCACCCUCACUCUGAUAUGCAUACAAGUGGUAAUGAUGCUAGCUGCGGGCUAUUUCAGAAUUCGAAAUGCUUUGCCUGGACCCGUGUGGACAUAUCCAGUAUCCUAUAUAGCUUUCCAUACGUACUCUAUACAGGGGCUGUUGGAGAAUGAGUACAUAGGGACAUCGUUCGCGGUUGGGCAGGUAAGGACCAUAUCUGGGUAUCAAGCACUUAGUAGCACAUAUCACAUCUCCCCAGACAACAAUGCCAAGUGGGAAAAUUUAUUGGUCUUGUUUCUAAUGGCUGUCGGGUAUCGUAUUCUUGUCCUUGUUUUACUGUACUUUCGCGUGGGGGGAAAAAAGUAUAUACGUAAGAUUUUGAAGUGUAAUCAGGAUAGAAACAAUGCAAGAUGAAUGAAGUUGCUACCUGCCAUGAGUGUUGUAUCUCAGCCAUCGUAUUUUUGUAACUUCAAGUAGUUCUUGGCAUGUGCAAUUUUGCUUUUGUAAACCUUUAUCGUCUAUGAAUGAGAAAAUGCAUGUUUUAGAGA